AUGUCCUAUAACAAUUCUUCUCAAUAUCCCAGUUCGGGAUACCAAAGUGCUUACACACAGUAUCCACAGAGCUAUGGGAGUAACUACAAUAAUUAUCAAGGCUAUGGGCAGUAUGCUAAUCAGCCUGCCCAACAAUCUACACCAACUGAAGGAUUUAGUUCUUCAUCAAAUUGGAACUCUUCUGGAUAUGGGUCAACUCAGAAAGAUGCAGUGGCCCAAGAGAUGCAGCAGCAGAAAGCACAGUUGACUAAGCAGCGCGAAGAUUACGUCAAGAAGGCUUUGGUUUUGCGCCAUGAACUGGACCAGUUGCGAGUCCAGAAGCAUGAGCUGGUCGGAGAUGGAAGAUGUGACGAUCACGAGCUGGCCAAUAUUUUGCGACAGAACGACAAGCUGCAGGACGAGAUCCAGGGCAAAAUGAAGGCCAUCCAUAACGUGAUCGAGAUGCUCUCGAGCAUCAUCAAAGACAACCGCUCGAUAGCCGAUCUCGAGGCCUCCUUGCGCGAACCGGAGUCACCCAAACGGUCGCCCCGUGAAGAAACUCGCUCCGAGCACAAGAGCAAGUCCCCGGAGGCGGCGCCCAACGAUCACGACAAGUACUGCUACGUGCACUACGACACCGGCCUGCACUGGUGCCGGCUGUGCGAUGAGUUUCCCGAGACGGCCAAGGACUUUUUGCUGCACCUGCAGGACAAGAAGCACAGGGAGCUGGCGAAGGAGAACGACGUGGACAACACGCCGUGGCACAAGUUGCCGGCCGAGCCGGUGUUGCCUUCGAACGAGGAGGCGCCUAAGCGGCGUAUCCCUAUCAAAGGUCUGCAGUUUUUCAUUUCUGCCCCAUCAUGGUAUUGCAAGCUGUGUGAUGUUUGGAUUGGGGACUUGCAUUGUGCAUCACAUCAUUUGAAAUCGCAAAGCCACUUUCAAAACUAUGAGAAUUUCGUAUCGCAAAACCCCCAGUGGGAGAUGGAGUGGUUCAAAGACCGCGAAAAGACCAUGGUACGAAAGGUCCAGCAGGAGGACUCCUCCGACUCGGACUCCUCCAAGCGCCGCAAAAAGCGCAAAGACAAACGCCACUCGAGCGAGCCAUUCGCCAAAGACAAGAAGAAGAAGAAGAAAUCGAAGAAGAAGCGCAGGCACUCCUCUGACUCGAGCAGCAGCUCCUCUUCGGACAGCAGCUCCGAGGACGAGAACGAGGACAAGUCGAGGAGCAUCAGGGUGGCCAUGCGCAACAUGAAGCAGGUGCAGUCGAUCAUGGACGAGGAUCUGUCGGCCAAGUGGAACGUUUUGGAGAAGCUGGUGGAGGAGCACAAGAAGAAGGAGCUUCGAGAUAAAGAGGAACAAGAGAAAAAGGACGCCCCCGAGGAUCCGCUGAUCAAUCAGUGGAUGACGGUUUCGCAACCGCCGCCCAAAGACAAGCAGAUGCUGGACAACUUGAAGGACAGGAUGCGAUUGAAGCAGGAACAGGAGAGGGCCAGGCUGGCCGAGAUGGAGCAAAGGAGGAGGGAGAAAGAGCGAGAAGAGCUAGAAAGGUUAGAACAGAGGAAACAAGAAGAGCGAGAGGCCGCAGAAGAAGCUGAAAGAGAACGGAAACGUAGGGACCAAGAUGAGAUGGACAGAAUCAGAGAUAAGGAAAGAAACCAGGUCAGGUUCAAGACGAACUAUCGCAGAAGACGGUCACGAUCCAGGAGUGACGAUGAAGAGAAUCAUCAAGACAGAUAUCAUAGGCACGAGAGUAGUAGCAGGUACAGGAAGGAGAACGAACCCCGCUCGUACAAAGAGCGCGUAUCGCGCAGUCGCAGCCGCAGCCCCGAGCGCAAGCCCGACCAGCCCAGCGCGGGCAAGAAGAAGCCGCCCGGCCCGCCCAGCUACAAGAAGCUGCCCUUCAUCGGCCGUAUGCCGCUCUUCAAGAAUCGCACGAAGGCGCCCGAGGAGAAGGAUCAGGAAACGAAGGAGAUCAAGAAACAGUCGUACGAGGCGCCGCGACGCACCCGCUUCGAGCCCGGCAACCUCCCACGCGCCUUCAUCCCCCGGCCGGACGUCGUCUGCUUCCCGAAGUUGUCGUCGAUCCCGCCGCUCGAUCUGCCGCCCCCGCCGCCGCCCGCGGUGACGGCGGCGCCGGUGCUGGCGGCGCCGAAGGUGGCCGUGGAGAAGAGGAAGGAGCAGGUGCCGAAGGCGCCGCCGCCGCCCACUCUGGUCGCAGCGACCGAGGAGAAACCGAUGAACUUGAGCGACGACGAGGCUCUAUACGGCCCUGGCGGCAUCGACCCCAGCAUCUACUACCAGGACUACCAGAACUCGAUGUACCCGCAGCACGACGUGUACUCGUACGAGACGACGGACGAGCCGGUGCCGCCGCCACCGCCGCCCCACCCCCACGGGCUGCCCCUCGAACCGCCCCCGCUGCCGCCCGACGACGAUCUGGCCUUGCUGGGCAUAUGCGCGGACGAUAUGGCCGCGCAGUCCUUUUAA
Molecule: messenger RNA, 2466 nt
Organism: Phaedon cochleariae (mustard beetle)
Lineage: Eukaryota; Metazoa; Arthropoda; Insecta; Coleoptera; Chrysomelidae
Source: the annotation of a GenBank genome assembly